AUGCGCAUCACCCGCACUCGCGCACUCGCCCGCGAUGUCCUCGAUCGCGUCGCGUCGUGCGCCUCGGUGUCCACACGAGCGCUCUCCUCGAGCGCGUCGUCCUCCGCCGGCAUCGAUUUCGAUGUCGUCGUCGUCGGCGGUGGGCACGCCGGCGUCGAGGCCGCGGCCGCGGCAUCACGAAGAGGCGCUCGCGUCGCUUUGGUCACCCCGAACCCGAACGGGACGAUCGGGGAGAUGAGCUGUAACCCCUCUGUCGGCGGCUUGGGCAAAGGGACGCUCGUGAGAGAGGUCGACGCGCUGGACGGAUUGAUGGGUCGGAUCGCCGACGCGAGCGGGAUCCAGUUCAGAGUGUUGAAUUCGAGCAAAGGACCUGCGGUGCGAGGGGCGAGGGCGCAGAUGGAUCGCGAGCUAUACAAGAAAGAGGCGCUGCGGUUGGUGAGCGGCAUCGGCGGCUUGGAGGUCGUGGACGCGGCCGUCGUGGAUCUCGAUCUCGAGAGUUCGAACGAGGGCGGAGGGAGAGUGCGAGGGGUGAUGUUGGACACCGGACGCGCGCUUCGCUCGAGGACGGUGGUGAUCACGACGGGGACGUUUCUGAACGGCGUACUACACAUCGGAUCGAAACGCGUCGUGGCGGGGCGUUUAGCCAAUGCAAGCACGGAGAAUGCGGACGUUCAGGCGGGUAAGGCGGCGCAUAGUCUAGCAAAGACGCUUUACGGCGUUGGAUUCGAUAUGGGGCGGAUGAAGACGGGAACGCCGCCGAGACUGGAUGGGAACUCAAUUGAUUGGGCGGCUUGUCAGCCGCAACCUGGCGACGAGCUUCCGAUCCCCUUCACCUUCACAUCAUCGAGCAGACGGGUCGGCGCCGAGCCUUGGAGACCAACGGCGCCGCAGAUAAUGUGUCAUAGCACGUACACCACACCGGAGACGGAAAAAUUCAUCGCCGCGGCUCCGAAGUCCAAGUACGAGCUCGACAUGGAGGGAUCGCCAACGACACCGCGGUACUGCCCAUCCAUCGAGUCCAAAGUGAGAAGGUUCCCGGGACGAAAUCAUCGCGUCUGGCUCGAACCCGAAGGACUCAACACCAGCGUCGUGUACCCGAACGGGAUCACGAAUAACCUGGAGCCGGAUUUGCAGGUGAAAAUGGUGCGAACAAUUCCUGGUUUAGAGAAAGUCGACAUUUUGAAACCCGGUUACGGCGUGGAGUACGACUACGUUGACCCGCGAGAGCUGAAAAUAAAUCUGGAGACGAAAAAAGUUCGAGGCUUGUUCUUGGCGGGGCAAAUCAACGGUACCACUGGAUACGAAGAGGCAGCGGCGCAGGGUAUCAUAGCCGGCGCAAACGCUGCGAGUACGGAUGGGGAAGAAUUCAUACUUCCUCGAUACUCGAGCUAUUUAGGAGUGCUCGUCGACGAUUUGACGAGCAGAGGAACGAGCGAGCCGUAUCGCAUGUUCAGUUCGCGCGUGGAGUACAGGCUGAGCAUUCGAUCGGAUAACGCGGAUCUCCGUCUCACGGAACUCGGCGAGCGAUUUGGUCUCGUCUCCGCCGAGCGCGCGCGCGCAGGUGCGCGACGAAGCGCUCUUGUGAAGCAAGCUAGCGAAGCACUGGACGCGAUCUCCUUACUUCCGUCGCGCUGGCAGUCAUAUGCGCCCGAUUUGCCGAUAGCCAAGCACGGCAGACCUCUGAGCGCGUCAAACAUGCUAUCUCAACGUUGGGACAUCGAUGAGAUCCUUCGUGCCGCGACGGACGCUCUUGGUGCGUCUGACGCACGUGUACAAGUACUACAUGCCGUGAACGGUGAAGAUCGUAGCGCAUUCGAGUGUGCGGCAAUCGAGGCGUAUUACAGGCCGUAUGUGGAACGCCAAGCGCAGGACAUCGAAGAUAUCAGGAGGGAGGAAGAGCUCGUGAUUCCCGACGCAUUCGAUUAUUCCACGAUCGAUAAUCUGUCCUUGGAGGACCGAGAGAAGCUUGAGGCCGUCCGUCCGACCACUUUCGCGCGGGCGAGUCGAAUAUCGGGCGUCACGCCUGCAGCGCUGCUAUCGCUGUUUCGCGUGGUGACAAGGAAGAAACAUAGAAAUUAG
This is a messenger RNA of Ostreococcus tauri, 2079 nucleotides long. Its product is annotated as Glucose-inhibited division protein A-related,conserved site. Bases 1 to 2079 code for a protein of 692 amino acids. Gene Ontology annotation, molecular function: flavin adenine dinucleotide binding. The record is from RefSeq and is a predicted model, not a curated record. The transcript has a single exon. Gene Ontology annotation, cellular component: cytosol. NCBI's taxonomy places the organism in Eukaryota, Viridiplantae, Chlorophyta, Mamiellophyceae, Mamiellales, Bathycoccaceae. Gene Ontology annotation, biological process: tRNA wobble uridine modification; tRNA methylation.